AUGGCAAGGACUUUGAGUGACGUAUCGGACAUUGAGUCCUGGCAAUAUGCCCUCGACGGUUUGAGAACGAAGCAUGCAUCUUGUGGUGAUGAAUUUGAAAACGUUUUGACGAAUGUCUUGAAAUUCAGCACUGAGCUACUAGAAAAUGACGUGACUAGAGUAUGCUUGAGGAGUUUUGCACUGCGAGGCGUGAAAAGUGAGGCUGCCGGAGCAUCUCUGAUAGACAGUUGGAUCAGGGAAGGCAUUCUUGUCACGCGCUCUGAGGGUGAAAGGGUCAUCAAGAAUCUACUCGAUGAGAAGCUGCUCGAGUUGUCCAAGAAUGGGGAAUUUCCUGAAGAAGCUUGUGAAUUUAUGAUGCGGGGUGGUCUAGGACUGGUUGAGCCAUCGGAGGUAGGGGAAUGGGAGAGAGCUAAAGAGAUCUGCUUGAUGCAGAAUGAUUUUACUGAACUGCCCGAAAAUCCAAGGCGCCCUUCACUUUCGGUUCUUUUCCUGCAAAGAAAUCACAAGCUGAGGACCAUACCACCUUCAUUUUCCGGUCAAAUGCCAGCUCUUGAAGUCCUCAACCAGUCCAGAACAAGCAUCAAGUCCUUGCCCGACUCGCUCUUCCAGCUGGUCAGUCUCAAGAGACUCUUCUUGAAUGAAUGCAUCCUUCUCAGGACAUUAUCUGCAAAAGUCGGAGGGCUUAAGAACCUUGAGGUACUCGACCCCGAAGGAACAAAGCUCAUGGGACUACCAAAGGAAAUUGAGCAACUCGUCAACUUGACUUGCUUGGAAGUCUCAAUUUUGGGAAGUGCGAGCCAUAAAUUGUCCAAGACAGUGUAUCCACUGAUUCUUUCUGGAGUGCUAUCAUCUCCGUUGCACUUGGAAGAAUUGAAUAUUGACGUGGGUCCUGAUGCUGAAUGGUGGGAUUCUCGUGCAGAAGGUCUGGUUGGUGAAAUCUGUAGCUUGGAAAGGUUGAGUACUCUUCUACUUUCCGAAAGUGGAACUUUUGCGGCAGUUCGAUGCAAUAACCUUAUCACACUUCAGGCUGAUUGUGGCAAGCACAUUGGCCGCCUCAUGUCUCGACUCUCGGCUGACAUUGAGUUUGAACUGGAACAAUGGGACAGGUACUUGAAGUACAUUCAAGGUGAGGGUGUUCCUGAAGAAGUGAAGAAGGUGUCGGGACAAUCAGACGCAUUUUUCUCGGAUUGGCACGCUAGUCCUGAGAAGUUGUCCUGUUUCGGAACAGAAAAUAUGGAACAACUGAAGUGCUGCGUACUGGGGAUUGCACUAAGCUUCAAGUACUAA
Molecule: messenger RNA, 1287 nt
Organism: Punica granatum (pomegranate)
Lineage: Eukaryota; Viridiplantae; Streptophyta; Magnoliopsida; Myrtales; Lythraceae
Source: RefSeq, a predicted model, not a curated record